Molecule: messenger RNA, 2319 nt
Organism: Synchiropus splendidus (mandarinfish)
Lineage: Eukaryota; Metazoa; Chordata; Actinopteri; Syngnathiformes; Callionymidae
Gene: dtl
Product: denticleless E3 ubiquitin protein ligase homolog (Drosophila)
Exons: 15
Coding region: 112-2055 (647 amino acids)
Biological process (GO): mitotic G2 DNA damage checkpoint signaling; proteasome-mediated ubiquitin-dependent protein catabolic process
Cellular component (GO): nucleus
Molecular function (GO): protein-macromolecule adaptor activity; protein binding
Source: RefSeq, a predicted model, not a curated record
ACGCUCGAGUUCAGUUCGCGGGAAGAUUCAACAGAAGCACACGAUUAGCCGCCCUGUUGUUUCCUUAAACUUUUGGAACGAGAACAAGAAUAUUCUCCCACCGGCGCAGGGAUGCUUUUUCGCUCUAUAGUCGAUAGACGGCUGGGACGACGGAGAGAUAAUGUUCUCUCCGCGGACUGCGGGCCAAGAUACCCUCUGAGCUCUCUACUGCCUGGCUACAAGUGUGUUCGACAUGAUGAGCACAUCUCCUAUGGCAGUCUGGGAAUUCCUGUGCCUCCAUUUGGGUUGGCCUUCUCCUCAGUAGGUAAUAUGAAGGAUAUUAUAGCAGUGGCGAACGAGGAGGGUGCUGUCAUGGUCUACAACACAGAGAGAUGCAAAACACCACUUUUAAAAGAAUGGUCUGCACAUGAAAAUGCUGUUUUUGACGUAGCGUGGGUACCUGGAGAACCUCAAUUGGUGACCGCUGCAGGAGAUCAGAUGGCUCAUCUGUGGGACGUGAAGUCUGGAGAGAUGUUGGGCAAGUUCAAAGGUCACCACUGCAGCCUCAAGACUGUUGCUUUCAGUCCAGAAGAGAAAGCUGUGUUCUGCACCGGUGCUCGGGAUGGAAACAUUAUGGUGUGGGACACCCGAUGCAGUAAGAAAGACGGGUUCUACAGACAAGUGAAGCAGGUCAGCAGUGCUCACAACAAGGCAGAGACCAACCAACCCUCUAAAACAAAGAAACGACGGCCCAGCAUGCGUGGAAUGGCUCCCAGUGUGGACUCCCAGCAGAGUGUCACUGUGGUUUUGUUCCGAGAUCAACACACUCUCAUCUCCUCUGGAGCUGUUGAUGGAGUGGUCAAGAUGUGGGAUUUGAGGAAGAACUACACAGCACACAAUCAUGAUCCCGUCGCUCUGCAGACCUUCCCAUAUCCAGGUUCCUCUAUGCGCACACGACUCGGUUAUUCUGGGUUAGUUCUAGACUCCACCCGAUCCAACGUCAUGUGCAACUGUACAGACGACAACAUCUAUAUGUUCAACGUCAGCGGAAUCAAAACAACGCCAGAGGCUGUUUUCAGUGGCCAUCUGAACUCUUCCUUCUACGUCAAGUCCAGCAUCAGCCCAGACGACCAGUUCCUGGCCAGCGGGUCCAGUGACAAUAACAUGUACAUCUGGAAGAUCUCUGACCCAAAGCAACCCCCAAUGACUCUUCAAGGUCAUAAUGAGGAAGUGACUUGUGUUGCAUGGUGCCCAACAGAUUUCACCAAGAUUGCUUCCUGUUCGGAUGACCAGACUGUCAGAAUCUGGAGGCUUCAUCGUGACAUGGACGGAGCAGAGUCGUCGAUAGGGGAAGCUAAUCUUGUCGGCUGGGCGCGUCCUGUAAUGAUCACAAAGCCUUCCAGAAGGGAGGAGAAGACCCCACCCAAGGAGAGAAGGACAGAUGUUCAGAGAGGACUGGUGUCCCCCCAGGUGGCUGUCUGUGCCCCCAGUGGAGCUGCCCUGCCACUCCCCUCUUCCACUCUUUCUCCUGCACCUUCCAGAGAUGCCAAAGCAGCUUCUGUCCGCCAGAGAACGCCGUGUUCAAUAAAAACCUGGUUAUCACCGAGCCAUGGUUCUCCGAUCCAUCUCAGCCCACCUCUGAGAAAGGUCCUGAGUCCAUGUCCUCAGAGCCCUGUAACUGGCACCCCUCACCUGGAAAGACGGGUGAAGCGCAGACUGGAAACAGACAGUGGUUCAGCUAACAGUUGCACAGGCACCGAGCAAUGCGGUUGUGUUCAGGAACUGAACCCCGCUACCAAGAAGAGCAGAGUGCUCCCCAGUGUCUGCUGCCAUUCUCAGGAGAGUCACUCGGAGGACACGCAAGACUCGUCGAGUCAGUCCGGUAAAGAGAACUGCUCGCCCAGAGUGACGGACUGGCUGUCAGUGAUGGGACAAAAGAUGAGGGGUACAGGUCUACCCAGAAGCCCUAGGACAUCCAAAAAGCAAGACGGCAAGACACCAUCUUCACCGACCAUCCGAUCUCCACAAAGCAUGAAGAAGAUUUCCACCUAUUUCUCCAGAAGACCAACAGAGUGACCGAACUUUUGUUCUGAUUCACAAGUUCUCCUCACAGGAUUUCUAUGUGUCAGAUCUCUGAAUGAGAAAACAGUUUUCUGUCAUGAAAGACUGUUAAAUGACAUACAAAUUUGAAAGAUUAUCAGCUUUAAUGAAUGUUUAUGUCAACAUUGCCACAGUUUUCACGACAUCCUUGUUCAAAUGUAAAAAGCAAAAGUGGUUGAUAUAUCUCCCUUCUAUUGUUCAUAUGUACAAAAAUACUAAUUGUCUUGGUGUGUGGUUUUA